This is a messenger RNA of Iphiclides podalirius (scarce swallowtail), 846 nucleotides long. The record is from the annotation of a GenBank genome assembly. Lineage: Eukaryota; Metazoa; Arthropoda; Insecta; Lepidoptera; Papilionidae.
AUGGACAAAACAAGCCCACAAAUAGCAACGACGAAGCUAGCUGUGUUACUCGUGGGUCAAGUUUUGGAUGAAGCAUGCGUCAUUGUAAAUGCGGCCAAAGAAUUCGCACAACCUUGGCAUCAAGUUACAAGGGCAAAAAAAAUAAGUAAUGACACGUGGGAUAAACUAGAUGAUGCUUACUCGAAUGAUUUUGCAAGAAAUAGAGCAUUUUAUAUCGACGAUGAUGUUGCAACUUGUAGUGGGGCUGAAGGUCAAAAAAAUUCUUUUGACGAAAAUAAAGCGACUAAUAUUGCCAAUGAAAAUAUACAACCCAAGGAUGUCGCAGUAUAUGAGAAUGCUUAUGUGACACUGAACAGAGAUUACGAACAAUAUUCGGAUGAGGAGGAAUGUGUGCAACAGGAUUUGAAAUCUUUAGCUCUACAGGAAGUGGAACUUUCCGCUACUAACACAUCUUCAGUAAAAUUGACCACAGUUGAAAAAAUUGAACACAAAGACCUAGCAGCUACCUCUGCGGUAUCUCCGUCAACAAUUUCUCGUAAAAGUGGAAUCGUUCGUCGAUGUCGCCUGCAAGGCGCCAGGUUUUUGUCCUGCUUAAGAGGAUGGUGGUGGCGCCGUAAGCUGCCUGGGAGACGCAAGGAGCCCCGUUUACCCGGCACCGUUAGGGGCCAAUGUCCGCUUACACCGUCGGCGAAACAACGUGCGGCCAGCCUCAUGGACCACCGCCUCGCGCGCUCCCCAUCGCCGUCACGCUGUCCUGUUUGGAAAUUCAACACCAUCAACGAAGCUAUGGUCAAUUCGGCUCAAUGGAACGAGUACGCUUUUGAGAUGAAACCGAACUGUGAUAAC